Halichondria panicea is the source of this 1646-nucleotide messenger RNA. RefSeq lists its product as uncharacterized. Gene Ontology annotation, molecular function: metallopeptidase activity. The record is from RefSeq and is a predicted model, not a curated record. The coding region runs from base 16 to 1380 and encodes 454 amino acids. The transcript has 4 exons. Lineage: Eukaryota; Metazoa; Porifera; Demospongiae; Suberitida; Halichondriidae.
UAUAAAAGCGCGCUUAUGUGUAGAGCUUUCUUCACUCUCAGAGAUAUCAAGCAACAAAACAAAGGGACAAGAAAAUUAAGCCAACAGAAUGAAAUGAAGUUUUUGCUGCUUGUGGUUUGCUGUGUGAUUUCCACAUCACUAGCUGGUCUGAUUGACCAAGAGGCUAAACUGGAAACUGUGCUCAAUGAAAUUGAUGAGGUAUUGCAAGACCUGAAAGCUGACGAUGAUAAGCCUCAUCCUGAACCACUCGGAGACAUUCAAAAACUUGAGUCGAUGAUCAAUGAUCGCACUGAACUUCAGAAAGGUUUGAAUGGAGCAGCGAUCGAGGGAGAUAUUCCAUCCGACAGACAAAACUCACAAGGAAGUUCUGCCACUAUGGAGGAAAUGUUGCUUCAUACUGAGAACAUUGACGAGGCAAUUGCUGAAGUGGAAGCUGCUGGGGGCCACGUUCUACUCCAACUUGGUCACAACCUCUUAGUUGCAAAAGUCCCCUCUCAUGUAGCCAAGCAGAAUAGAUUCAGUCAAGCUUCAGCCCAUAUUUCGAGUUCAGCAUCAGCAGAAACUUUGAGCCAUGCUAGUGCCUACUGGAUGGCACGAGAAGAUGAGCUGAAACCACAACCAACGGUUCAACAUUGGACAGAAAGAACGGCUCCAAUGGCCUUUGAACGAGAAGAUUCAGACGAACAUUUUCGGGGAGAUUCACCAUACAGCCAAACCAUGAUUGGGAAGAUUGUCGCUGUUAUUCUUAUUGCUUCCGGUCCUGGCAGCUUAGCAAUAAACGAUAGUGAGACAAAGAAGAUCAUAAGUGAAUGCCAAGCAGGGCUUAAAUUCUGGGCAGACGAAGCUCUGAAGUCUUUCAAAUUGUUAUUUGUGGUGGAGUAUAAGAAGGAAACAAUCAAUGCUACAAACCCAACCUCUUGCGAUAGUCAUGCAUCUUGCUACAGCGUUGUUGCUAAUGCUUUCCUCAAAGCUUCUGGUUACUCAACUGGUAAAGUCGGAGAGGACAAAUUAGCACAAUCUUUCAAAAAUAACGCUAAUGCUGAUGGUGCAUUCCUUGCUUUCUUCUCUAAAUACAAGCAAAUCACUUACGCGAUUACAUAUAUUGGUGGCGGACCUAUCAGCAUGCAGUACAGCAAUGGCAAUUGGGGUGUCGAUCAGAUUGACAGGGUUUUUGCUCAUGAAACUGGACAUGUUUUUAACGCUCAGGACGAAUACAAAAACGAUUGUGAUUGCCAAGAACGGUAUGGCAGGGGAAGAAACUGCACUGCUACAAAUGCCAACUGCAAUAAUUGCGCUUCUUCUCAAGUUAGCUGCAUUAUGGACCACAAUGAUUUUAAGCUUUGCGAGAGCACCAAGAAGCAUGUGGGUUGGUGCUCUUGAAUACCAACCCAAGAGACUUGAGGAAUACUUUUGAACUGCGUUACAGACUUGACUUACACCUCGUGUAGAUUAGCUAUAUAGUUGAGUGUUAGCUAUAGACUCCUGCAGUAUAAAUUAUAGAAUGCAUAAUUAUAGUCUAUAUAAGAGCAUAAUUAUAGUAUUAUACACCAAUAUAACUGUAUACCUUCACUCUAGUGCAUGUAUAUAGACAUUAAUUAUAAAUAUCUUUAGAUCAAUGUCAAGGACGUAUAAACUUAUAGACAUAA